Molecule: messenger RNA, 6051 nt
Organism: Pangasianodon hypophthalmus (striped catfish)
Lineage: Eukaryota; Metazoa; Chordata; Actinopteri; Siluriformes; Pangasiidae
Gene: dnajc11b
Product: dnaJ homolog subfamily C member 11
Exons: 16
Coding region: 67-1749 (560 amino acids)
Biological process (GO): cristae formation
Source: RefSeq, a predicted model, not a curated record
CUCCGGAGCGCGCGGCGGCGCCAGACCGCAGUCCCGUGAGUGGGCGGGGCUUCCUGCGGCGGAAACAUGGCGGCUACCAUGGAAAAUGAAUCAGACACAGGCAACGACGACUAUUAUUCCCUGCUGAAUGUGAGGAGAGAGGCAACUCAGGAAGAGCUGAAGUCCUCGUACCGGCGGCUGUGCAUGCUGUACCACCCAGACAAGCACCGAGACCCUGAACUCAAGAGGCAGGCGGAGCAGCUGUUCAAUCUCGUUCACCGGGCAUACGAAGUCCUUAAUGACCCCCAGGCUCGAGCCGUAUAUGACAUUUUUGGGAAGAAAGGCCUGGAAGUGGAAGGAUGGGAGGUGGUGGAGAGGAAGAAGACGCCUGCGGAGAUCAGGGAGGAGUAUGAGCGCCUGCAGCAGGAGAGGGACGAGAGGAGGUUACAGCAGAGGACCAACCCCAAGGGGACCAUCAGUGUAGGAAUAGACGCCACAGACCUGUUUGAUCAUUAUGAAGAAGAUUUUGAGGAAAUGCCAGGAGGAGGAUUCCCUCACAUCGAGAUCAACAGGAUGCACAUAUCACAAUCUGUUGAAGCCCCCUUGACCACAACGGAUACGGCCGUCCUUUCAGGCUCUCUGACCACACACAACGGUAACGGCGGAGGUAAUAUCAACCUGUGUCUGAGACGAGUCACCUCGACACGCGGCUGGGGAGAGCUAGAGUUCGGGGCCGGAGACAUCCGAGGGCCUCUUUUUGGAAUGAAAGUGUUUCGGAAUGUCACUGCACGAUGCUUUGUGACUGCGCAGUGCGGUAUGCAGUUCUCCUCUCGUGGCGUGAGGCCGAGUGCCAGCACCAUGAUGGCACGUCACCUGGACCAGAACACUAUGGGCUACCUGCAGUGGCGCUGGGGCAGCGAGUCGGCCAUGACCACCAGCAUCGUCCGAGACACCAAGACCAGCCACUUCACCCUGGCCCUCCAGCUUGGCAUGCCUCAUUCUUACCUGAUGAUGAGCUAUCAGUACAAAUUCCAAGAUGAAGACCAAACCAAGGUCAAGGGUUCUGUCAAGACUGGGUUUUUUGGGACGGUGGUGGAAUACGGCGCCGAGAGGAAGAUCAGCAGACACAGCGUUCUCUCAGCGACAGUCAGCAUUGGGGUACCUCAAGGAGUCUCUCUGAAAAUCAGGUUAAACCGAGCCAGUCAGACGUACCUUUUCCCCAUCCACCUGACAGACCAAAUCUUGCCCAGCGCUGUGUUUUACGCCACUGUGGGCCCUCUGGUUGUCUACUUAGCAGUCCAGAAGCUUAUAGUCACACCUUAUGUACACGCCCAAAAGGAACAGGAGCUGGAAAAGCACAGAGUGAACUCAGCGACAGAUAUAGCCAAGAAGAGGCAGGAGGCUGAAUCUGCUGUGUUAUUGAUGCAGGAGUCGGUGCGAAGAAUCAUCGAAGCAGAGGAGUCCAAAAUGGGUCUCAUCAUCUUAAACGCCUGGUAUGGAAAGUUUGUGAUGGACACCAGACAGAAACAGGAGCGAGCGAAGGUCAUCGACGUGACUGUGCCUCUGCAGUGCCUGGUGAAAGAUUCCAAACUCAUCCUCACUGAGGCGUCAAAGGCGGGUUUGCCCGGCUUCUACGACCCGUGCGUGGGAGAAGAGAAGAGCCUGAAGCUGCUCUACCAGUUCAGAGGAGUCAUGCACCAAGUGCUGUCUGGAGACACCGAAGCUCUUCGGAUACCCAAGCAAUCACACAGGAUAGACGCCGAGACGUAGGAGUCUGCCCUACACGUGCGCAAGAGACGAACGACGGACGUCCGCUGAAGGGAAAUCCAAAGUGCUGUCCGAUUUUUUUUCCAUUGUGAAGUUGAGUGUGUAAACCCCGCCCACUUUUCGUUAUCCUGUAUCUCAGUAGCAUAUCCAUGAUGAAGAGAUUUUAGAAAAGAAUUCAGAGCACAGUUAUGGGAUAGAGAUCUAGUGUAGGACUUGUGAAACUGAAUCUGGAAUGUGGUUUUGAUGUAACAUGAGCAGACCCUGAUGUACUUCUUUUUAAAACAGGAAGUCAGGGAGGAAAUUUGUCGGUGUGCUUGAGGAAUUUAAAAAAAAAAAAAAAAACAGCCACGUUUGAGCUACGCCCCGCCUCCUACUGAAUUAACAAACCGGCUAAACAACGCAGUCGAGAGUUUAAAGAGCACUCGUUUUUAAUUGUGUAUAAUUUCUCACUUCCUGUCACGUCCAGUUUCAUAGAGCAAAGUUUUUCAAUUUUUUUUGUUUACGGAAAUGGGAUAUACACACUCUAGAGAUUUGAUUUGACUUGACAAGAGCGAUGAUGGGCCUUCAAAAACUUUUUACCUUUUUCCUCAGAAAUAAUCAACUGAAAUCAAAAUAGGAAUAUCUACAAAACAUACACAUCUUUUUCAUUUUAUGUUUUAAAUAUAUUGACUUAUUUGUGCCUACAUUAUCAAGACACUUGUAAAAAAAAAAAAAAAAAAGCUCUAAAACGCAAAAAUUUGAUUUUACUACGACUGUCCCGACACUGUAAAUUUUUCUCUUAACUUUGCUGAGCUACAGAAUGGAAUAAAUAGAGAAUUGGCCGUAGUCUUUCCCCUGUCAAUCACAGCGUCAGUAGCCAAUCGUAGGCGUGUGUGAGCUCAUGUAUGUGGAAGAGGGUGGACAGCGCUUUCCUCAGAGUGUGUUCCACUGCCCUGUGAUGCAGCAGUUCGAAAAGAUGCAGUUGUCUGGCUUCACGUGUGUUACAACCCCAAUUAGUCUAGGGGUAUGUGGGGAAUAACACUUAUUUGAUUAUUAAAAUAUGAGUGGUGUGUGGGUAAUCACAGACCAGUAACCAGUAGUGCAAAACAAUCCAAGUGAUUUAUUUAUCUAUAUACAAGUGGUGAAGUGUGUAGUACCGGGUGAGAGUGGUAAUAUUUACAAACUAUUUACAGUAACACUGAACAGGACACCAAAGGGGAAAAAGGGACGCGAGCGGCACCAAAGCAAAGAAAUGAACAAAACAAAACAAGUCUACCUAUUUAGCCCUCUAACCUAAACUACAACAAAAGAUAGAAAAGAAAUCUUCAGCAUCCAGGACGCUCUAACUACCUACACUAACUAGCCAAACCAAAAGUACAGAGGGUGGUGCUCGCUCCUAACCUAGUGUGUCUAAUACAAAAACGGACCUCCUGCGUGCUGCACCAUGUAUGUCAUGUGACGUACUUACCUGUCCCCUUUUCCCCAACACUAACAGAGUCACAACCAUGGUAACAAACAGCAAAUUAACCAUACAAACACGUGACUAGAACAAAGCGGGGAAACAUGGAAUAAUUGACAUACAAGGACAAAACACAGUAAGGCAGCGUAACUUAACACAGAACAAACAGUGGUACAACUGGGUUUUAGUUUUUAUACGACCAGGACAACAACGACUUCUCAUGAAUGAAUGGCAGUGGGUUUUAAAUAGGCGGGGUCAGAGGUUGAUUGGAUGUCACGGCCGAUGACAUCAGCGGGGUUAACUGAGACAGACAGGAACGUUAUCCAAUGAGGCAACCGCUGCAGAGAGAGAGAAAGAGAGGGAGGGCGAGAGGAAGCCAUCAUCUGCCCUGGUUGAAGCUGUCGUAUGAUAGGGCAGAUCUGGCUGGUGGGUGGGAAUUGGCAGGUGAACAAAUUGCAGAGAAAAUGUAAAAAAAAAAAAAAAAAAAAAGAAAUCUAUGGAAGUUUUCACGAUUUUGUAACACACUUCUGUUCCACAGCAACUAAAAGAAAAGUUACAUAAGCUCAGUUUCACAGCUCUCUGAGUGAGAUAAUUAGAUCACUUCUGUUUUUCAGUUUCACUUCUCUCUAGCCAUGUGAUAAUUAGAUCAGACUACAUUAGAUCAGAUUAGACUUUGUUCAUUUCGUAGACAUUGCUUGCCAGCAGUUGCUCUGUAACAGUUCACAGAAACAGAAGUAACAAAAAUGACCACGAAACAGCAUGUGUAGAUUCACAUGUUGUGCUGUCUGCCCUCUUCCACAUACAUGAGUGACCUGUUUAAAUGGAUGUCAAGAUAUCGGGGUAUGUGGAAAAAUAUAAUGUGAGCAGCCUGACAUAAAAAUCUGAUUUGGGCAGUAAAUAUUGAAUUGAACACUUAGGCACUUGGGUAAUUUUGUAAAAAUGUUAUUUUUAUUUAUUUAUAUUAUUAUUAUUGUUAUUAUUAUUAUUAUUUAUUUAUUUAUUUUUUUACAAAAACUAUGCAUAAGCAUAAGUAUGAUGUUUUGUGCAUCAAUGUAGAAUUUUAUUUCUUCCUCCCUUUUCUGCCAUCAAACAUCUAUUCCAAAGAACGAGUUAAAGAGAAGGUAUAUUAUUAUUCUGCAUGUCAUAAUUAUCCAUAUUUACUUGUUAUCUUAACAUAAAACAUUUAUCAAAUGUUAUUUUGCACAAAUGGAGCUAAAGCAAAGGAUUUUAAUCGCUUAUUGGUUUAUAUGGCGUUUACUGACACACCUGAGAACCAGAAAAGCGACAUUCGAAACAAUUUCCGUUCAGUUUUUAAUUUUUCCCCUCAAAUGUGACGUUCAUUGAAAUUUAUAUGUACAUAGUAUUGCAUAUGUCCAUGUCUCAUUCAUAAACCCUCCCCAUAGUUAUUAUAACAUGAUUUUCUUUUUAAGCUUAUCCUUUUGUGAGUUCAGUUUCUACUGUGAUCACGUGAAUACUGUAUUUAUUAUAUUUUGGUCAUGAAUGCAUGUAUAGUUAUGGUUAUGGUACUUGAAUAUAACUGGACCCUUUGUGAUAAGUGUGAAACUAAACUGGGCCAAGAGUACAAGAAUGUCGCUAAUGCUCUGUUGUUCUUUUCUGUUUGUUUGUUUUACAAAAACAGAAAUUAACCUUGGGCAGUUGUGUAGGCUAGAGGUGUCCCAGUUCCAUCCAAUUCCUUUGCUUAUAUCCGCCUGCGUUAUUUUCUAAUGAACGUCGUAGGUUUGAAAUCCCAAAAUCUAAAUCAUUUAAAGCACAGCGAGUGAGUCUGAGCAGAAUAAAGUUACUGAAAAUAAAUAUAUGAAUGAAUAAAUAUAAUAUAAAUAUAAUUUAUAAAUAAAUGUAUAAAUAUAGGAAUGAAUCAUUGAUCCAUUUACACGAGUCGUUUGCGAACGAGUCAACUCUUUGAUUCGACUCUUUUAUGUAAGAGAGCCGACUCGCAGAACAUGAACAUAUAUAUAUAUUUUUUAAAUUAAUUUUCCACUUUAAUUUUUGUAGAUGUAGGCACUGCAUUUUACUCUCACAGUGUGAUUUUAAUCAAAAAAUCACUGAGCUGUUCGUUAGCGUGAAUUCGUUCAUCUUCAGUGAGCGCUUUAUCCUGGUCAAGUUCGCAAGUUUUCAAUGUAAUCAAAUAAAACUUUUUUUAUGUUGCACGAGUGUCCUCUGCAGCUGACACGUCUGACUUGCGUCCUUUCUAAGGCUGGCCGAUACGAUGUAAAAAUAUCAUACCGCCGUACGUGAAGAUGUUUCUACGAUACAUGAUAUGUAUCACGAGGCUUAACUUUGGGAAGAACUUGCUGCAAAACAGUCACGUUUCAUUUAAAAAAAUUUUUUUAAUGUCUAAAAUAAUUAAGAUUAACGUUUCAAUUAAUAUUUAAAGAUUCAGUACAAAAUGUGAACAAAAAUUAGCUGCAUCCAGUUUGUGAUUAUAAAAAAGAAAUAUUAAGAUCUCAUGAUAUAAUUUAUCACGAUAUGGAUAUCGAAGCAUCAUAUUGCCCAGCCCUAGACACUUCAUUAUUUAUUUAUUCUGAAAACCUCGUUUUUUUAUCGCCAACCCUUUCAGAAGAAAGAGAGCGUCGACUCUUAUCGGUGAGCUGAGUCAAACGAUCUGAUUCUUACCUGUAGUUGUGCAUUAAAAUCAAAAAUGAACUCAUUCCUUCAGCACCUUCAUCCUCAACCACCUUCAUCUUCAACUCAACUCUGAGGGUUUUCUUUUUUCUCCUAUUAAUCCACGUUUCUUCACUUGUUAACAUUCCCAUCUGUAAUGUAAUCGUCUCUAUACAUUCGUGUACAAAGCUGUUGUAUAUCUGAAUUUUCAGUAAACAUUAAAAUGUGAAUCAUUACCCCCCUGA